This is a messenger RNA of Eruca vesicaria subsp. sativa (arugula), 2424 nucleotides long. Lineage: Eukaryota; Viridiplantae; Streptophyta; Magnoliopsida; Brassicales; Brassicaceae. The record is from the annotation of a GenBank genome assembly.
AUGAAGAGUGUUAGGGUUGUGAGUGGGGCGGUUGCUGUGGUUGUGGUUGUGAUUUGUUUGGAGAUUAGAGUUGUGUUUCGGUCGUUUGGGAAGUAUAUUCAAGUGCCGCCUCCGUUGAGUUAUCUUCUGGUGACUACGACGUUGCUUGGUGGUGCUGCUGGUGCUGGUGCUUCGGUUCUUGGGAUGGUCUCGAGUGGUUUUAGUUCUGCUGUUUUUACUGGUUUGGCUGUGGUUGUGAGUUCUGCGGGAGCUAUUGUUGUAGGGUUUCCUCUUUUGUUCAUUCCGCUUCCUGCUGUUGCUGGGCUUUGUUUUGCUCGUUUUUUUACCAAGAAAAGUGUGCCUUCUUACUUUGCAUUCGUUGCUCUUGGAAGCUUAAUGGUUAUAUGGUUCGUAAUGCAUAAUUACUGGGAUUUAAACAUAUGGUUAGCCGGCAUGUUCCUCAAGUCAUUCUGUAAGCUUAUAGUGGCUAACAUUAUCAUAGCCAUGGUCAUCCCUGGUCUUGUUCUUCUCCCUUCAAAAUUUCACUUCUUGACUGAAGCUGGUAUGGUGGCCCACGCAUUAUUGCUGUGUUACAUUGAGGACCGUUUUUUCAAUUACUCAAGCAUAUACUAUUAUGGAAUGGAAGACGAUGUGAUGUACCCUAGUUACAUGGUUAUCAUGACGACGCUAAUUGGAUUGGCUGUUGUAAGGAGACUAUUUGCUGAUCGACGAAUUGGUUCUAAGGCGGUCUGGAUCUUGACGUGUUUGUAUUCAGCAAAGUUGGCUAUGCUCUUCCUAUCGUCAAAAUCAAUUGUAUGGGUGUCUGCAGCUCUAUUACUGGCCGUUACCCCUCCCUUACUGCUUUACAAGGAGAAGUCGAAAUCUGCCUCUAAAAUGAAACCAUGGCAAGGUUAUGCUCAUGCCGCAGUGGUUGCUAUCUCUGUUUGGUUUUGCCGGGAAACGAUAUUCGAUGCUCUACAGUGGUGGAAUGGAAGACCGCCAUCUGAUGGCUUGCUUCUUGGUUUCUGCAUCGUUUUAAUUGGUCUGGCCUGUAUACCAAUUGUUGCUCUCCACUUUUCCCAUGUCCUGUCAGCUAAGAGAAGCUUGGUAUUGGUAGUGGCAACUGGAUGCAUGUUUAUUCUGAUGCAGCCACCGAUGCCUAUGACGUGGAGUUAUCAUUCAGAAAUGAUCAAGGCCGCUCGUCAGUCAGCUGAUGACAUUUCCAUCUACGGAUUCAUGGCAUCCAAACCAACUUGGCCGUCUUGGUUGUUAAUUGUGUCACUCCUAUUGAUUCUUGCUGCUGCCACAUCUCUAAUCCCAAUCAAAUACGUAGUAGAGUUGAGAGCAUUUUACUCCAUCGUCAUGGGUUUAGCUCUUGGUGUUUACGUAUCUGCAGAGUUCUUUCUACAAGCUGCCGUUCUACAUGUUCUGAUUAUUAUAACAAUGGUGUGUGCCUCAGUUUUUGUCAUCUUCACCCAUUUUCCAUCUGCUUCAAGCACAAAGCUCCUUCCCUGGGUGUUUGCUCUUCUCGUGGCUCUAUUUCCAGUGACAUAUUUGUUAGAAGGGCAGGUCAGAAUUAAAACUCUCAGUGAUAAUGUUGCCUGGGGUUGGGAUGCAGGGGAAGAGGAUAAGAAAGUCACAACAAUGUUGGCGAUUGAAGGUGCAAGAACAUCUCUUCUAGGUCUCUAUGCAGCGAUAUUCAUGCUCAUAGCUCUCUUGAUUAAGUUUGAGCUCACUUCGCUUUUGCGUGAGAAAGUAUCUGAGAGGACUGGUCAGUCACAAACCCAAGGAGGCGCUAGGGGGAUGUUCCCAACACGAAUGAGGUUGAUGCAGCAACGCCGGGCCACCUCGAUCCAAAGUUUUGUAAUAGAGAAAAUGUCAGAAGAUGGAGCGGCCUGGAUGCCAGCGGUUGGUAACGUUGCCACCAUUGUGUGCUUUGCCAUAUGCUUAAUUCUUAACAUCCACCUCUCAGGCGGCUCAAGCCAUGCGAUCUUCUUCCUGGCUCCUAUCUUACUUCUCCUGAACCAAGACUCUGAUCUCUUAUCUGGGUUCGGCGAUAAACAGAGAUACUUCCCGGUUGUACUAGCCAUAUCAACAUACUUGGCUUUAUCCUCUCUCUACUCUGUAUGGGAAGAAGUUUGGUUCGGUGGAAACACAGGUUGGGGAAUAGAAAUCGGAGGCCGUGAAUGGUUCUUUGCGGUGAAGAACCUAGCUCUCCUAAUACUCACAGCACCAGGUCACAUUAUAUUCAACAGGUACGUGUGGAGUUACACCAGUAAACAGUCAGACGCGUCGCCGAUGCUUACGCUGCCACUUAGCUUUGCAGCCGUGGUGAUAACAGACGUGUUUCAGGUUCGGCUUCUUGGAGUUUUAGGCAUUGUUUACUCUUUGGCUCAGUAUGUGAUAUCUAGGCAACAAUACAUUAAAGGGCUGAGGUAUAUUUAG